AUGGACGGGGUGCACCUGAUCGCGAUCUGCGACCUGCCAGACUCCCUUAUGGACGGUCUUGACGGGGACCUGCGGACGUUCCUGGCGAGCCUGGACAACCGCGAGAUUUCGGGGAUCGUGGGGCGCUUCGCUGUGGACCCAGUCCGCAAGCGGGAGGUUGGCGACGGGGAGCAGCGGUUCGUGCAUCUCGCGUACAUGGGCAGCUGGAACGCGAGCACGGAGUGGCGGGACAUCGUGGAGCCACUGGCGGAGAGCGCGCUCUUUCCCUACUACAUGCUGCAGCAGAAGACCUACCGGGUGACGGCGACUGAAGCCGCACGAGGUGCCGGCAGGAUUCUUGGAGACUCGGGGCUUCCAGAGGGGGGGCGCACGAAAGGAGAGGACGGGCCGCCGGCCAAGAAGCGCAGCCGGAGACGGGAGACUCCGCAGACGCCGCGUGCGAGCAGCACGGAGGGAGCGCGAGGGCCAGCAGUAGCCGCGGGGAAGCGAAAAGGUAGUUCGCAGCAGGGGGGGCCGCCCAAACGGGCCUUCAGCGCGUCGCUGCGGAGUGCGGGUGGCACAGGAGCGGACGAGUCAGCGGGACGGGCCUGGGUACAGGGCCGGGGCACUCCGGCGGAUCGCCUGUCUCGCCUGCUUGUCGCAGUUACGACGCAGCUGCCAGCAAACGAGCAGCCCGCCGCUGACGUCACCAGUUUCACCUGGAUGGGGAUGAUUCAGAUGGCGUUGCAGGCGGUGGCGGACAACUCGGAAGGCGACUGCCCAACGAACGUAGAGUCCCUGCCGCUGAUCGGGCUGCUCGCAUAUUCCCUUUGA
Messenger RNA from Klebsormidium nitens, 813 nucleotides. The record is from the annotation of a GenBank genome assembly. NCBI's taxonomy places the organism in Eukaryota, Viridiplantae, Streptophyta, Klebsormidiophyceae, Klebsormidiales, Klebsormidiaceae.